GCGCGGCGCGGCGCGGUGCGGUGCUCGCGGCUGCUGCCUGGGAGGGAGGCCGGGCAGGCGGCGGAUCGGCGCGGCUCUCAACCUGACGGGGAAGUGGCUCUGGCGGACACGGCUAAGUGUCCCGGGGCGGACAGACGGGCCGACGGACGGGAGGACGACUGAGGCGGGGGCUGGGAGUCGAGCCAGGCGACCUGAAGCACGAGUGGGUCAGGCUCAGCGUCGGCCACUCUGCCGGUCCGCUGAAUGAAGUGCCCGCCCCGCUGAGCCCCGAGCGCGGCGCUUUCCCCGCAAAAUGGACGGUUUCGCCGGCAGCCUCGAUGAUAGUAUAUCUGCUGCAAGUACUUCUGAUGUUCAAGAUCGCCUCUCAGCUCUUGAGUUACGAGUUCAACAACAAGAGGAUGAAAUCACUGUACUAAAGGCAGCUUUGGCUGAUGUUUUGAGGCGUCUUGCAAUCUCAGAAGAUCAUGUCGCCUCAGUGAAGAAAUCAGUCCCAAAUAAAGGCCAACCAGGCAUUCGAGAAGCUAUUUCCAUGUCCUGUAUAACCAAUGGAAGUGGUGCGAACAGAAAACCAAGUCAUACCACAUCUGUCUCAAUUGCAAGAAAAGAAACUCUUUCAUCUGCUGCUAAAAGUGGUACAGAAAAAAAGAAAGAAAAACCACAAGGACAGAGAGAAAAAAGAGAGGAAUCUCAUUCUAAUGAUCAAAGUCCACAAAUUCGAGCAUCACCUUCUCCCCAGCCCUCUUCACAGCCUCUCCAAAUACACAGACAAACUCAAGAAAGCAAGAAUUCUACUCCCACCAAAAGCAUAAAACGACCAACGGCUGAAAAGUCACAUAAUUCAUGGGAAAAUUCAGAUGAUAGUCGUAAUAAAUUAUUGAAAGCAGUUUCAACAUCAAAAUUAAUAUCAAGAGUUAUAAAAAAUACAGACAAGCAUAAAGAUGUCAUCAUCAAUCAAGCAAAAAUGUCAACCCGUGAAAAAAACAGCCAAGAAGGAGAAUAUGUUAAAAUGUUUAUGCGAGGUCGGCCAAUUACAAUGUUUAUUCCUUCUGAUGUUGACAACUAUGAUGACAUCAGAACAGAACUGCCUCCUGAGAAGCUCAAACUGGAGUGGGCAUAUGGUUAUCGAGGAAAGGACUGCCGAGCUAAUGUUUACCUUCUUCCUACUGGGGAAAUAGUUUAUUUCAUAGCAUCAGUAGUAGUACUGUUUAAUUAUGAGGAGAGAACUCAACGACACUACCUGGGUCAUACAGACUGUGUGAAAUGCCUUGCUGUACAUCCUGACAAAAUUAGGAUUGCAACUGGACAGAUAGCUGGAGUGGAUAAAGAUGGAAGGCCUCUGCAACCCCAUGUCAGAGUGUGGGAUUCAGUUAGUCUAGCCACACUGCAAAUUAUUGGACUUGGAACUUUCGAGCGUGGAGUAGGAUGCCUUGAUUUUUCAAAAGCAGAUUCAGGUGUUCAUUUGUGUGUUAUCGAUGACUCCAAUGAGCAUAUGCUUACUGUGUGGGAUUGGCAGAAAAAAUCAAAAGGUGCAGAAAUAAAGACAACAAAUGAAGUUGUUUUGGCUGUGGAGUUCCAUCCAACAGAUGCAAAUAUCAUAAUAACAUGUGGUAAAUCUCAUAUUUUUUUCUGGACCUGGAGUGGUAAUUCACUAACAAGGAAACAGGGAAUUUUUGGGAAAUAUGAAAAACCGAAAUUUGUGCAGUGUUUAGCAUUUAUGGGGAAUGGAGAUGUUCUUACUGGAGACUCAGGUGGAGUCAUACUUAUAUGGAGUAAAACUACUGUAGAACCGACACCUGGGAAAGGGCCUAAAGGUGUUUAUCAGAUCAGCAAACAAAUCAAAGCUCAUGAUGGCAGUGUGUUCACACUUUGUCAGAUGAGAAAUGGGAUGUUAUUAACAGGAGGAGGAAAAGACAGAAAAGUAAUUCUGUGGGAUCAUGAUCUGAACCCUGAAAGAGAAAUUGAGGUUCCUGAUCAGUAUGGAACAAUCAGAGCUGUAGCGGAAGGAAAGGCAGAUCAAUUUUUAGUGGGCACAUCACGAAACUUUAUUUUACGGGGAACUUUUAAUGAUGGCUUCCAAAUAGAAGUACAGGGUCAUACAGAUGAGCUUUGGGGUCUUGCCACACAUCCCUUCAAAGAUUUGCUCUUGACAUGUGCUCAGGACAGACAAGUGUGCAUGUGGAACUCAGUGGAGCACAGGCUGGAAUGGACCAGGCUCGUAGAUGAACCAGGACACUGUGCAGAUUUUCAUCCAAGUGGCACAGUGGUGGCCAUAGGAACGCACUCAGGCAGGUGGUUUGUUCUGGAUGCAGAAACCAGAGAUCUAGUUUCUAUCCACACAGAUGGGAAUGAACAGCUCUCUGUGAUGCGCUACUCAGUAGAUGGCACCUUCUUGGCUGUAGGAUCUCACGACAACUUUAUUUACCUCUAUGUAGUCUCAGAAAAUGGAAGAAAAUAUAGCAGAUAUGGAAAGUGCACUGGACAUUCCAGUUAUAUCACACAUCUUGACUGGUCUCCAGAUAACAAGUAUAUAAUGUCUAACUCGGGAGACUACGAAAUAUUGUACUGGGACAUUCCAAGUGGCUGCAAACUAAUCAGGAAUCGAUCUGAUUGUAAGGACAUCGAUUGGACGACAUACACCUGUGUACUAGGCUUUCAAGUCUUUGGUGUCUGGCCAGAAGGAUCCGAUGGAACAGAUAUCAAUGCGCUAGUGCGAUCCCAUAAUAGGAAGGUGAUAGCUGUUGCUGAUGACUUUUGCAAAGUCCAUCUGUUUCAGUAUCCGUGCUCCAAAGCAAAGGCUCCGAGUCACAAGUACAGUGCCCACAGCAGCCAUGUCACCAAUGUCAGUUUUACUCAUAAUGACAGUCACCUGAUUUCAACUGGUGGAAAAGACAUGAGCAUUAUUCAGUGGAAACUUGUGGAAAAGUUAUCUUUGCCUCAAAACGAGAUUGUAGCAGAUACUAGUCUAACCAAAGCCCCCAUCUCUUCCAUUGAAAACGUCAUGCAAUCUAAUACGCCCACACCGCCUCCUUCUCAGCCAUUAAAUGAGACAGCUGAAGAAGAAAGCAGAAUAAGCAACUCUCCUACACUUCUGGAGAACAGCCUGGAACAGACUAUGGAGCCCAGCGAAGAUCACAGUGAGGAGCAGAGUGAAGGGGGCAGUGAAGACCUCGGUGAGCCUGUUUAUGAAGAGCCAUCCAGUGAGAUGAGGGAGGAGCAGAGUGAAACCACUCUUACCGAGGACCAGCAAGACCCUUCACCCCUAUCUUAACACCAGAACUUCAAUGCAUGUGGUCUUUUGAUAGAGUUCAGAUAACAGGAUGGGAAGUGACAAAGAAUCACUAUUGAUUCAAGAUUUCGGUUUCCAUGUGAUCUGUUUUCUUCAGCCUCUCAAAUGCAGUGGACCUAAAGGUUCAAUUUGGUGUGUGCUGAAGAUUAACCAAACUUAAUGUCUCAGAAAUUACUGUGUAUGUAAGUGGUAGGAUGUAAAUACUGGAAACAAAAACAGCAGCUGUAUUGAUUUAAAACAAACCCCUUGUUAUCUGAGUAUGUUUUCUUCAGGAACAACCAGAGGCAUCACACUUAUUCAUCUACUGGCUCAGAUUAUGCUACUCCUUUCCUGAUGCAGAAAAAGAAAUCAGAAAAAAAUAUAUAUAUUCUCUUACUGAGAUAGACUCUCACCCCAAACGUCUAGUGGAAAUUUUUUAGUUAAGAAAAAUUUCAGUAUUGCCACAGGCAGUGCAGUGUUGCCUCCUUGAAUAAUGCCAUUUUCCUACACUACCAGUAAAUGUCCAAAUGUGCUCGUUAGUCUACUAUAUAGGUGCUGCCUUUUUUAAGUCAUAAUGAGGAACAGUCUCUUAAAUUCUUGUGUGCAAAUCUAUUUUAUCUUAGAACUAAGAAAGCAGUGGUUUGUUAAAGAGCUUUUAAUGUAUAUUAAACCAUUGAUACUCAGAAAUAAUAGAUUCCUCCAAGGAUUCCUUUUCCAGUCUGAACAUUUUUAAAUGUUUGGCAUUCAAGUGAAUGGAAAGAAAAAAACCACAUGCCUAUAAAACUAAACUGAAAUAAUUACUUGGCUAAUUUUAGCUUAGCCUUCAAAAUAAUUUGUUCCCUCAAUAGAAAUAUAAAUACAGUAAGUUCAAACAAUGGAAUUGGUGCUUGAAGUUCAUUGGCUUAUUUGUAAUUUUUAUGUAUUAACUAUAUUGAGGGAUAAGAUACUCAUCAAAUUGCAAUUUCUUUUUUACAGAAGUGUGAACAGUCACUAAUUUUUAUCAAUUGCAUACUUAAUAGACUUGCUAUAUAUGGUAAUUUUUCUCUGGUGGAGUUGCUAUACGCCUUGCAGUUCUAAUGUGGCUAUCCUCUGCUAAUUUGGGCAAUGCAUGUAUUAUGCAUUGGAUAGUUUAAGUUUUGUCAGAUGACUGUUUCUUAAGUAUGUGUUUCCUACUUUUAAAAUGAUUACUGAUAAAUAUGCAUUUCCUAUAUGUUUGUUUAUACUUAGAUUAUAAAAAACUGUUUUAUUUUUUAA
This is a messenger RNA of Pteropus alecto (black flying fox), 4519 nucleotides long. It is a transcript of the gene EML4, whose product is annotated as echinoderm microtubule associated protein like 4. Gene Ontology annotation, cellular component: mitotic spindle. Bases 293 to 3268 code for a protein of 991 amino acids. Gene Ontology annotation, biological process: microtubule cytoskeleton organization. Gene Ontology annotation, molecular function: microtubule binding. NCBI's taxonomy places the organism in Eukaryota, Metazoa, Chordata, Mammalia, Chiroptera, Pteropodidae. The record is from RefSeq and is a predicted model, not a curated record. The transcript has 24 exons.